AUGGCUUCCUUUGAUGACGACAGCGGGAAUGAAACCUUCCAUACUUCCAAUUGUUCGCUAGAUGCUCUGGCAUCACUGUCACUGAAUGAUACCAUUACCCUCCCUGCUCAUUCCACAGUCGCUACUGGGGUCAUCUCCGAGAUCCACAUUAAAGACUUGGAUCGUUUCCGUACGUGUGAAAUCCAACUUUACAAGGGCAUUAGCUUCCACUCAGGUGAUGAUAUUCGUGGUAUCUACCCCGUGUUUCGCUUUGUGUACGGACGAGUCUCUAAGGAGCCAGUGACCCUUCGCAAGAAGACAUCAGUGGGCUCAGCACGGUUCUCCUUGGUCAAUACCGGCAACAACGCCCAUUGUCACGAAAUUUUUGGGCCCCUGAUUGCAUUUGAACGCAAGAUUACCCGCCAAGGGCCUCGCUUCAGAGCUUUCUCACGCUGGGGCGACCCCCUCGAAAACGGCUAUAGAGUGUGGACGAGGAUGCUUCGUCACUUCCGUAUUGACCUCAAUGGCGUCGAUUACUUUUCCCUGAACGAUGUCGACAAUCUUCUUGAUGGCUGGUGCCAGCAAGCCAAAGACUACUUUGAAAAAUGCACCAAAUUGUCUCUGCUGGCACCAAAGUUCGAAGAGCUCAACCAGCGCCUUUCGCAAGAGAGAGUCCACAUGGCGGAACUCAUUCGACUGAGAGGCAGCAUUUGUCAAAACCCCCAAGUCUCAAAAUUGGUGAAGGGUUUGGUCGAGCUCAAACUUAGGUGGGCGUGGUGUACUGUAGAUCGCAGCGAAGAAAUGGUCAUGAACACGGCAUCGCUUGAAUCAGAGUUGAAAGCAAUUCCUGCUAAGGUCGAACCUCGUACCUCUCCAACUGGUGAGGGUGACGCUGGAGGAGAUGCAACUGACUCGUCUAGCAGCAUCAGAAGCGGGGACAUGAAGAAGUGCAUCCCCCAUCUCCAGGCGACACUCGACGAGAUUGUCGCCAAUUAUACCGAUGAGUGGUAUAUCAGUUCGUAUUAUGCCGAAGCAAUUUGCCCUCGCGAGAACAGCGGUCUUUUGGAGACAGAUACCAUGCAAAAGACGUCGUCAGAGAGUAACAAACUCUGGCAGAAACUCAACCAUUUGAAAGGCCUGCGUCGCUACGAGGAAGCCGUCGAGUAUCUCAACGCCUUCGACACGUCCGCCGACAAGUUGCGCGCUAUAGUGGUCGAGUUGUACCAAUGCAAACAGGAGAUUGACAUGGAAGACCAACGCAGAUCUCAGUUAGAAAAGCAAGCGAGCGACAACUUUAAUGCGUAUCUUGGCGUACACCACUGGCAAGGUGAGUUGGCGUUCGCUGGUGGCGGCGAGGCGUUGCUGAUUCGGUGCGGUGAAGCAAACGGCGUAUUAGAGGAUAUCUCUGUCCUCGAACCGAAAUUGCAGCAAUACGUCAAAGUAUUGCUGCAGUUAGCCAUUCGAGACCUCAGCACCUCUGCCUUUGUGGUCUACGAUGAGAUCGACAUGUGUGUGGACCUUACGUUAAGAAAGAGUUUAUGGCAGGCGGUGGUGGCGCGUGCUAACCCAGAGAGAUCGACGGUGAUUUUAUCCGAUACUAACAUUGGCCAAGCCGAGGUCGAGCUGUGGUCGACUAAAGCCCACAUCUGUUAUCACAACGAGUAA
Messenger RNA from Diutina rugosa, 1644 nucleotides. RefSeq lists its product as uncharacterized. The record is from RefSeq and is a predicted model, not a curated record. The coding region runs from base 1 to 1644 and encodes 547 amino acids. Lineage: Eukaryota; Fungi; Ascomycota; Pichiomycetes; Serinales; Debaryomycetaceae. The transcript has a single exon.